Molecule: messenger RNA, 1485 nt
Organism: Aureobasidium namibiae CBS 147.97
Lineage: Eukaryota; Fungi; Ascomycota; Dothideomycetes; Dothideales; Saccotheciaceae
Exons: 1
Coding region: 1-1485 (494 amino acids)
Source: RefSeq, a predicted model, not a curated record
AUGGCCACCACCUCAGUCAUCCCCACCGCCAUGGAACUACUUCUCGACACAGUCCCUGAUGAGAUCUGGGAGAAGAUCCUCGCGCACUUUAUCAGAGACCGAGAUACCCUGCAGGCAGUCAUAGGCGCGGCAUGUUCUGCGCACGAUCAAGCCCCGAGGCUCCACUGGCAAAUUGCGCACGAUCAAGCCCUGAGACUCUACUGGCAAAACGAGACGUGCGAAAAGGAACUCCUGGAGGAACUCGAAGACCACCAGCCAAACACCCAACAACAAUCUCUCGCCGACUUGAUGCGUAAUGUCGUGACUGAUUUCAAGGCACCCCAUGCCCACCAUGAGGCCAGAGGUUUGCAGUUUCCUCGUCUACAGAGUCUUACUGUCCAGCAUGGCAAGGCUGAACUUCGUGGGGAAACACGCACCUUCGCUCGAGUCGCACGCUUUGUUAGAGAUCGUCUUCGUCACCUUGAGAUCGGUGAUUCGCUCGACGGACGCCCUGGUCUUCUCCCUAUCGUCGAUAACUUCCUGCCGAAGCUCAGUAAAUGCAAAGGUCUUCGCUUGCUGAAGUUGUAUGCUCGUUUGACCAGACGAACAACGUCCGAGGACCUGGUUGCUGUCCUGCAACGCUGUACCAGACUCGAAACACUGCACCUUGAAAGUCUCGUCGACGACUUGAUCAAUGAGUCUGUCAUGGGAUGUAUCGCUUUGCAUCCUGCCAUCGAGGAGUUGGAGUUGGAGAAGCGAUUCGAUCAACCCUUCGCGCUGUCUAUUGUCGCCGUCGCCCACCCCUUCCAGAAGCUCAGACAUCUCGUUCUCUUCGCAGAUGCAGCAGCCGCCAACAUCCUGCUUCCCUGCAUCACUCAACUGGAACGUCUCGAGCUCACUGUAGACGGUACAGCCAGUGUGUUCCCCUACCUUCGUGGUCUGAAGAACCUGUGGUCCAUCUGGCUCAAGUUCACGCACUACACCCUUUCAGACAACGACCUCGCCUAUCUCGUUCUCCUGAAGCGACUCAAGUACCUCGAACUCACCAGUACGCACGAUGGCGAACGGCUCGAUGCGACAUUGCUCAACGCCGACCCCUUCGCCACCGUACUCGGCUCCUUGCCCGCAUUGGUUUCACGCAAUCUCAACGCCACCAACAACCUCGGCGACCCCUUCCUCCUCGCCCUCGGCCGCCAAUGCCGCAUUCUACGCGACCUGACUCUGACUGGGACCUUCACCCUUGAGCCCCUGGCAACCGAACCCACUGUGCUCUUCCCAUGUUUGCUGUCCCUGCGGCUCGGUUCUCUCAGCCCUAGUGUACCCAUCAGACAAUUGAGUUUCUUCAGGGAGUUCUGGGCCGAUCAGCGCGCUCAGGAUGUUUUGAGACACGCACCUCUGGUGUCGUGGUUUGAUUGUUGUCAGGAUGAUGAUGAUGUGUAUGGGAAGUUGGCUGAGGAGGCCUGGAAGAAGUUGAAGAGCGAUGGAGAUGUUUAUGUUGGUGGAUGA